Molecule: messenger RNA, 3466 nt
Organism: Podarcis lilfordi (Lilford's wall lizard)
Lineage: Eukaryota; Metazoa; Chordata; Lepidosauria; Squamata; Lacertidae
Source: the annotation of a GenBank genome assembly
AUGCCCUGUGCGCUUCGACCGCCUCACAACAGCGACCCGCGAAGUCCCAAGCGCGCCUCCUGGGCUGCCGAGGCUCCAGAGCCAAGAGAGGGAGCGCGCGCGCGCGCGCCGUGCGUCCUUCCCCCAGAGGGGCGGGGCCGGGGAAGGCGGAGGAAGCUGCUCGGGCCAGGUAAGCGGAAAGCGCGCGCUCGCGCUGCUACGUGCGCUGCUGCGGGUGGGAGGUUUGCAACGCCGGUGUGUUGUGGGGUCUCCCUGUCUCCGCCCCCCCAUCCCUCCUCCGUGAUGGAAGCUGCUCCGGCCCUUUGUGGAUGUCACCUCGGAGGAAUGUGGCCCGCAGAACAGAGGAAGCUGCCUUAUACCGGGUCUGAGCAUAGGCCCAUGUAAUUUUGUGUUAUUUUGCAAGCAGCUGUCCGGGGUUUGGGUCUCUCUCCCAAGUUUGUGCUGAGGAGUGAGCCUGGGAAUGGAUCGUCUGCGUUCAGACGUCAGGGCUGUCACCUAUUUUUGUUUUGCUUUCCCUGGCAGGCUAAAGUGGCCUUGCCAAGGAGUUGUUUGAGAGGCAGAACUUCCAAUACCGCCCCCCCCCCCGAGCAUGGAGAUGCAAUGGCUAAAAUGACCGGAAGAAACAGAAAUCAGGAAGACCAAAAUGUUAAUAAAGGAAUUGGGACCACUGUAAACAGUUAAAAUCGUUAGUAGGAUUGGAAUAUCACUUGUAGUUUAAUGGUGAAUUCUGGAUACAACGGAGAGAUAAAAGAUUUGGAUUAUUAUAAAAGAUGCAGGAGGAAAUGAUUAACAAUAGGACUCACAAAGGGGAGAAGGGAAGUAAAAGAGAUUCCUUGGAAUCUUGUUUUUAUGUUGUAUGUUGAAUAUGUGACUGUAAAAUUGUAAUCUGAAAAAAACACCAAAUAAAUACAUUUAAAGAACUUCUAAUAUUUUCCCCCUGAGCAUAGAGAUACAGUGAGGGUGGAAGUUGUCACUGGUUGGCAUUUGCCAACUAGUUUUCAGAUGUUUGAAAGCUUCCCCAUAGAAGUGGGAAACUUUUUCUUUCCUUUCCUUUCCAGCUUGAAGUUUAAGUCUAUGUGGAAGUCACACUGACACUGAAGAAGCCUUUCCCCAUGUGGGUGUAUGUGAAUGAAAGAGUGAGUUAUGGAUGCUAAUAAAUUGUGGCGGAUGGUACUCUGCCCAUUCUUAAGGGCCCUCUCUGCUUCACAUUACGCAAGCAGAGUAUUGGCAGCAGGCUCUGGAGCUCUGCUUUUGCUUGCACACACCCAAUCUGUUCCCUCCAUUUGACACUGCAAGCCUUGCUUUCUGUACAAGGAGCAAAUGAAGAACUGCAAUCUUUGAAGAGGUUCUAAAUGUGACACGACUCAAGAAUCACUAUGUCUAAAAGUAUUGAGGGACAAAUGGUUUUCCUUUCAAGGAUUGUCAGGCUUUUAUUAUGUUGGCAAAUGGCUUUACGGUCAUUCAGUUUCUUACAUGGGUGGAGUUAAGAAUUCUGCAAACAACAUCUUGUAAAGUCUACCUGAUAAAAUGUAGGAGGCCUGGGAUUCUAUGUUUGUAUAACUAGGAUUCAGCACACCCUCGAAUCACCGUUUGCUGGGUUUUUGUUGCCAAGCCUACUGUUUUUCUUCCUAUUAGCUGAAUAGCUCCCAUGAGAUGCAUUUUGCUCUUGGUUGUGUUCUAUGCUUGGUAGACAGUCUCUACUAAUGGCUUUAUGAAAGCUGAAAUACCUAUCACAGUACUCUGUGCUUAAAAGAUAUCACAGGGCGCAAUUAUUAACACUUCAAUUACAUAAUGUACAGAUGUUCUAUGUUUACUUAAAGGUAAGCCCCAGUGAGCUCAGUGAGUGAAUAAGAUUACAAGCCCUUUUUAUUUUAUGUAGUUAAAAGGUUUGCACUCUGCAUUUUUGCCCUUAAAGAACCCCAGUGUGUUAAUCACUAUUGAAGGUGCAAACAUUGCAAUGACAUUCGUAUUUAGCAUUCUAUGAAACAUUUUAUAGAAUAUGUUUUGCGAAAGACCCUGUGUCAUCUGAGAACUUAUCUGAAUCGGAGCUCUUCUGUUAUACUUCUGCCCUUAAUACAAUUCUGUAGUGGCUGUAGAAAAGAUGAACCUGUUUCUUUCAUUACAGGAUCUGAAAUGUCUUACAAAAAGGUUCUCAUUACUAGAGCUGAUUGUAUAGAAAACCUGCUCUCUGAAAAAAAAUACGAAGAUAUUGGAAGUCAUCUUGCGUAUCUUGAAACUGUUGAUAUGACUGUAGACUGUCUCCAGGAAACGGAUAUUACCAAAGCUGUGUUCAGAAUCCUCAAGAACUGUCCCUCUGUGGUACUGAAAAAUAAGGCAAAGCAUUUACUAUCGAAGUGGAAAACACUUUAUAAGCAUUAUUACAAUCAAUGCAUACAAAUUAAGCCAGUAUUACCUGAUAAUGCAAAAGAAGAUUCUGAUCCCCUUAAUGUAGUCCUGGCAGAUGCAAACACUUCUGGAAAACUGAAUCAGCAUGAGAUAUUAGGCCCUGCCAGUUCCAAGGGUUGCCUGCUAUCAGAAAACCAUCCACAAGAUACUGGAAGUAAUGUGCAAAAAGACAACGCAAUUCAGCCUGCACUUCAAGAGCACUUGAGUUCUGUUAGUGAAACAAGCCCAUUUCAGGUUCAUACUACAGCUAUGAGAUGCAAAUGUAUAGAGCUUCUUUAUGAAGCUUUGAUUGACUCAACAAGUAAUGCAAGUGAAAAGCACCACAAGAUUGCUGAAGAAGUUGAACAACAUAUCUUUGUACUUCAUGCUAAAAACGACAGAAAAUACAAAAACUGCAUCCGAAGCAAAGUUUCUAACUUGAAGAAUCCAAAAAAUGCUCACUUAAAACGUAACCUGCUUCUAGGGACUUUGAAUCCUAAGACAUUUGCUGAGAUGUCCACAAUGGAAAUGGCCCAUGAUGAACUAAAGCAGCUCAGAGCUUCGUAUACAGAAUCAUCUGUUCUGGAGCAUCAGCUCCCUCAAAGCAUCAGUGGUACACAUACAGACAAAAUAAAAUGUAGACGCUGUGAAAAAUUUGAUUGCACUGUUACUGCAAUUGCCAGGGGAGCUCUUUUCCUUCCUGGUUGGGUACGAAAUGCAAAUCCAGAUGAACAAAUGAUGACUUAUGUAAUUUGUAAUGAAUGUGGAGAGCAGUGGUACCACAGCAGAUGGAUUUGUUUGUGAUUAUGCAUCCUUUAAUCCCUACGUCUUCAGAGGAGAUAUGAAUAUGAAAUUACCAAAGUACAGCUAUCUGAAUAAGGAAUAUUUAAAGUGCUGUAAUGCAAUAAAAAGUGGAUGAGCAUUAUGAAGUAAAAUGAUUAUAAAGCUAUUUGAGAGAUCAAAGUUUAAGUUGCUUUAAACUAUUUUUAAUAUUGUGUUUUAAUAUUAAUGUUGUGUUUUAAUUGUUGUAAAAAAUAAAUUGUUGUAAAAAGUAAACUGGAACCUUAGGGUGAAGGGCAGG